This is a messenger RNA of Guyanagaster necrorhizus, 3601 nucleotides long. RefSeq lists its product as uncharacterized. The coding region runs from base 253 to 3573 and encodes 1106 amino acids. The transcript is spliced from 3 exons. Lineage: Eukaryota; Fungi; Basidiomycota; Agaricomycetes; Agaricales; Physalacriaceae. The record is from RefSeq and is a predicted model, not a curated record. Gene Ontology annotation, biological process: cellular response to glucose starvation; protein catabolic process in the vacuole.
UGAACACCCACAGUGGGGCUUUUCUUUACCUUCAUUGGGCAACAGUCUGUUCAGCACUAUUUUGUUGUUCAGCCUCAACGAGUUUACAUUGCCCCGUUUCGUCCACGGCAAGGGUGGUCUUUCCUUUACCGAGAUCUUGGACACAGUGACGCUCUGUCGGCGUAAUUUUCCCCGUCGAUCGCGGUAUCCGUUUCCGAUACAAUCCAGAAAUCUUGAAACGAGCGACUCUCCUUACCUCCCUCCACCAUCACCAUGGCCAACUACCUCCCAGUUUUACUCGUUUCGGUGUCGACGAAUGCGACGCCAGACGACUCUGCUCUAUCAACCCUGCCACGCGGUCAGGUUGACUACUUAAGCCACGACUGGCAAGAAGAGGACGUAUGGAAAUCGUGGCGCAACAUGACGAGGCAAAAGAACGAAAUUGCCAACGGAAUGCGUCUAGAGAACGCCAGCUGGAGAACUUGGUGGAAACAGCGGAACAAGCUCAAGACAGUGUCCCCAGAGACGCUCAACUGGUUGAAGGAUUCAGAUGUAACCUGGCUCUAUGGCCCUCUACACACAGCGGUAGAAUGGACCCCACCCCCACGCAAGUCGACUGUCACUCCAAAUGACCAUCUUGACUUGUCUUCACCCAAACAUAAACCUAUUUUGAAACACCGCAACCUUAGCGAGUUUCUUACUUCGGAUCUACCCCACAGUCCGGCCUUCAGCCCCUCGGAGAGCGACAGCGAACAAGGCGCUAACCAACACUUGGAACCUCAAAACGGCGUUUCUGUAGGCAAUCAAUCACGGCCUCCAUUAGGGCACACCAAAUCCGACACUCACAUCACUCGCUGGGGCCCAGAUCGUGCAUUUCGCAAGGAUUCGCCCCCGAGAAUCGACCCACCCUCCACUAGCGCUCAAGACCAAGACCGUAUAUCCGCCACAUUACGUUCAUCAAACCACGCCUACAGCGGCACCGAUCUCAACGGCUACUUCCAGGCACAUCUGCGGUCCAGCGACUAUUCCCCCGUCUCCGGAUCCGAUGCGAACAACAGUGCCAACACGAACAGCUCCUCACAUCAGACUCUGCCAAAGAAGAAGCAUAAGCAUAUCACUUUCAAUACCUUCGUCGAACAAUACAUAGCAAUUGAUAAGCCCAAGUCUUCCCGAUCCAAGAAGGUCAAGAAGGGCAAUGUAUCUCUACCCGGUGGGAAUCGCUCUGGCUGGGAUGGCCGGACAGGAGCAAAGGGUGUCAACUGGCAGAUGAAUUAUGAAGAUGACGACGAAGACGAAGAGGGUGAUGAGGGAGGUUAUGAUGAAGAUGCCGAGAUUUCUUCUGCGUCCUCACAGACAUCGUCCGAUGAAGAGGAUCCUCCGUCGCAUUGGGAGAAACGGCAUUCUCAGUCGCCGUCUUAUCCUUCAGCACACAAUGAUGAUGCGUACGCCGAUAAUGAAUGUGCUAUCUGUACCGAUUCAGAGUCAGAAACUGAAUCUUCGCAGCCUCAAACGGCUUAUUCCUAUCCCCUCGUAAAUAAAGUUCAGGACGAUUCUGAUGACGAAGACGAUGGUAUAAUCGAAAUGCGGCCCUCGAGGCACACCCAGGUCUCGACCGCACCUACACCCGCCAGCCAAAGGUCGCAAUCAAAGGCGUCCAAUGCGUCCUCGUCGACCUCGACCUCAUCUACAUCGACCUCGUCAUCGAUAAACGCCGAGUCUCCGAAUUCGACAACUCCAGAAUCAGGUGGUGAGCAGCGUCAGAGGCGGGGUUCCAAGCCCGGAAGAAAUGUCAAGACGGCGUCUAGGCGGCGUCACUCUUCCAGCGCCUCAGCAGCGACUCUCCGUCCCAAGGCACCUCCGUCAUCCACCUCUUCGUCUUCUUCGUCCUCUUCGUCCUCUUCAUCCUUACUCCCAGCCAAUACCCUAUCUCCCUAUACCUCGACUUCUGGACCAGGCCAUGAACAAGCUAUGCAGAGUCAUCCCACGCACACCGUCAGCACAAUUGCACCUAUCGCCCCGACAAUGUUAAAAAUUGGUGGUGGUGGCGAUGACUGGAGUUGGGACGGGUUUGGCGUGCGUCACCAUUUCUCCGGGCACCAUCGUAGUGGCAAUCCACAACAUAAUGAGCUGUGGAUGGAAGGCUUUGGUGACGAGGGCUGGAGUGACGAAGGGUAUAGCAACAUCUAUGACGGUGCCAAGGACAGUGGGAUGGCUUCGGGAGCACCGGUGGAAUUGGUGUAUGUUCCCAACCCAGCGCUGGGAAGAGGGUUUAGCGGGAUGUACAGACACGAUGUCCUCCUUGGCGUUGACGAAAGCGAUAAGGAUGAUGAUGAUGAUGCAGUACCCCGAGCGCGUCUUGCCGAGAACGGUGGUGAAACGACGUAUCACCAUAAGGGGGCGUACUUUAGCAUCGAAGAUGAUCCUAGACAACAGUUGAAGGUGAAGAAACUGGAACGCAGGGCUGGAGGUCCACCUUCGGCUAUGCGUAUAGUGUUACGCACGCCACCUCAGGUCCAGGUUGAUGCUGAGGAUAGCCCGUAUGAUUAUUUUGGCGGCAUGGAUAUGAAUCCAGGUGAAGAUUACUUUGGACGUCCUAGUGCAGCCGGUAGGAGAAGAGUAGCGAGAAGAGAGGAUGAUGUGGUCGAAGACGAGAGGAGGGAGAAUGCCGUUCCUAUGUCUCAAUCGAUGGCAGAUCCGGUGAGCAUUCCUAAGGUAUCAAGACCUACGUCGCCUCCCAUAUCGUCAUCGCUACAACCGCCGCCUACACGUGGACGGGCUUCGUCCCCAACGCGGCCGUCGCCAGCCGCUUCUUCGUCGUCGUCAGCAGCGGGUGUUGCUCCUCGUGGUAGAUCCCUAACACGUUCGCCAUCAUGGUCGAGUGGUGUGUCGGACCGCGAGCGGUCAAGGUCGAAAAGUGUCAGCUCGACAUCACCGAUGGGAAGCUUAUCGCCCGAUGGCAGCCAUAGCAGCAUUAGCGCUGUGGCUGGCGGUUUAUACGUUGGUAGUCGGUCGCAGAGCGCCAGGACGGGAAGAAGGAAAGAGAGCCGACGGUUAGGAAGUCCGAGUGGGAGCAGCGUGAGUCCUGAUGCGGGUUCGACAACGCUGGACCAAGAUUCUCUCUCUUCUUCUAUCACCUCUUCGAGGACAGUUCGACCCUCGCAAGGGUCGGUGGAGGACAUUUCGGAGUCCAGACCUUUGGCGUCCUCUCAGGCAGAGCAUGGUGCAGCUUUUGCUAUCACGGAAGAGCCGAGAUGUCCUGUUGAAGACGCGGAUACACCGCGUUCAUUGCAGCCUACGCCGACAAAUUCGCCUUCUAGGAAUCUGAGAAUAUCACAUCCUAGUCCCAACUCAACGCCGACAAAGUCGUCAGCCCAUGACACUGAAUCUGACUCGAACUGCACGACUCCGACGCCAUCGUCUCCUACUCAAGGGCAUCUGUCGUUGUCAAAGCAACCUGCAAGAAGUACGGGCCGACGGAGUACGUCCGACUCUAGCUCUACUUUCCAGUCAAAUAGGGUAAUGCAUGACAAGGAUGACUCGUUAAUGGGUCGGAUGGUCAAUUCUGCAGGGUCUUAUCUGGGCUUCUGGCACUGAGAUUGCAAUUUUUUUUUGAUACGCAUGC